AUGAAAUUCGGGCAUAUCGAUAUUCCUGAAGGUCACGUAGUCGUAAAGACCGCUAAUUCCUUUGUUUUUGUAAACAUACGCCCAUUCCUGAGGUAUCAUCUCCUGAUUUCGCCGAUCAGAAUUACAAAAACUCUUCGCGAUAUGACAGAAGCAGAGACAGCCGACCUGUUUAAUACGGGAAAGGUUUGUAUGAAAGCAUUGGAGUUCUACGCCAAGGAUUUUACAAUGACAUUGCAGGAUGGUGAAGCUGCUGGACAGACAGUGCCACAUGUGCAUAUCCACUUGAUACCGCGCUUGCCCAAUGAUUUGAAGGUGAACAACGAUAUUUACAGAAAAGGAGCACUUGAGUGCAAUUAUGAUGACGAUGAUCGAGUUAGGUUGAACAGAUCGUUUGAAGAAAUGUCCAAGGAGGCUUCGUAUCUGAGAGAGAAGUUUUUGCCAUACUUUCAGCAAGACCAGUUUAAAUAA
This is a messenger RNA of Vavraia culicis subsp. floridensis, 468 nucleotides long. RefSeq lists its product as uncharacterized. Gene Ontology annotation, molecular function: catalytic activity. The record is from RefSeq and is a predicted model, not a curated record. Bases 1 to 468 code for a protein of 155 amino acids. Lineage: Eukaryota; Fungi; Microsporidia; Pleistophoridae. The transcript has a single exon.